Ceratosolen solmsi marchali is the source of this 1251-nucleotide messenger RNA. It is a transcript of the gene Rtc1, whose product is annotated as RNA terminal phosphate cyclase 1. The record is from RefSeq and is a predicted model, not a curated record. The transcript is spliced from 7 exons. Gene Ontology annotation, cellular component: nucleolus. Gene Ontology annotation, molecular function: RNA endonuclease activity. NCBI's taxonomy places the organism in Eukaryota, Metazoa, Arthropoda, Insecta, Hymenoptera, Agaonidae. Bases 69 to 1196 code for a protein of 375 amino acids. Gene Ontology annotation, biological process: ribosome biogenesis; endonucleolytic cleavage of tricistronic rRNA transcript (SSU-rRNA, 5.8S rRNA, LSU-rRNA).
UCCCUUACCUCUAUCUAUUUAUUUCAAGUCUUUACCUCGCAAUUCCGUGGCGCCGCUAAUUUUAAAAUAUGCCAGCUCAAGUUAAAAAUAAUAUAUUACAUUACGAGGGUUGCAAUUAUCUCAGGUACAGGCUGAUAUUGUCGACUUUAGCGGGAAAGCCAGUGAGAAUAACAUGCAUAAGACCCGCUGACAACGAUCCCGGACUCAGAGAGUACGAGAUAAGCUUCGUAAGGUUGUUGGAUAAGAUUACGAAUGGCUCGAGAAUUGAAUUGAACGAAACAGGUACAAGUUUGUAUUAUAGUCCUGGAUUAUUGGUAGGAGGACAAUUGGAUCACGAUUGCAGUUUGCAAAGGGGUAUCGGUUAUUAUCUUGAGGCAGUUAUAUGCUUGGCUCCAUUCUGCAAAUCAUCGCUAAGUAUAAAGCUCAGAGGUGUUACCAACAAUAAUGAUGAUCCGAGCGUAGAUAGAAUUAAAACGGCUUGUAUACCGGUUCUUAAAAGAUUUUUAGCCGGAGAUAACGAAGUUACAUUUAAUAUUAAUAGAAGAGGUGUAGCACCAUUAGGAGGAGGAGAAAUUUAUUUUAAAUGUCCAAUCAGUAAAUUUGUUAAAUCGAUUCAGUGUCUAAACAGUGGUAUGGUGAAAAGAAUAAGAGGAACGGCCUGUAGUUUAAGAGUGUCUCCUGCCAUUUCUAAUCGUCUAGUCGAAUCGGCAAAAGGGGUUUUGUUGCAAUUUAUUCCAGACAUAUAUAUUUAUACGGAUGCCAGCAGAGGAGCAUCUAGUGGAAAAUCUCCAGGAUUUGGAAUUAGCCUAACUGCUGAGACAACGACCGAAACUUUUUAUAAUGGAGAAGCGUAUUCCCCAUUGAUGACUGCAGGCUCUCUGCCUUGUGUUCCCGAAGAUUUAGGUAAAGAAGCGGCACUGAAGCUUCUGGAUGAAAUUUAUAGAAACGGUUGCAUAGAUUCAGCAUUUCAAAGCAUGACUGCACUUUUUAUGGCUCUUGGUAAAAAAGAUGUGUCAAAAAUAAUUGUAGGACCAUUGACUCCAGCUACAAUACAAUUUUUGAGGGACUUGAAGGAUUUUUUUGGAAUAACAUUCAAAUUAGAGAAUUAUAAAGAUGAAGAAAAUAUAGAACAACGUCAGAUAUUGCUCACUUGUAUUGGCAUUGGGUAUUCUAAUAUAAGCAGAAGAGUUUUUUAAUUAAGUCGUUUGUUUUUGACAAAAAUGUAUAAAUAUGUAUAUAUUCUCUUCGUAA